Molecule: messenger RNA, 1305 nt
Organism: Rhodotorula graminis WP1
Lineage: Eukaryota; Fungi; Basidiomycota; Microbotryomycetes; Sporidiobolales; Sporidiobolaceae
Exons: 8
Coding region: 1-1305 (434 amino acids)
Biological process (GO): isoprenoid biosynthetic process
Molecular function (GO): prenyltransferase activity
Source: RefSeq, a predicted model, not a curated record
AUGGGCCUCGAAUACUACGACGACUUUCUCGCCAAAGUCGCAGACCCGCCCCGCUGGCACGACGCCCAGGAGCAGGUCCUCGUCGAGCCUUACGCCUACCUCGCGUCGAUACCGGGCAAGGAGGUCCGCUCGGCCCUCAUCGCCUCGUUCAACACGUGGAUGCAGGUCCCCGAACCCGACCUCGACACGGUCAAGAAGGUCGUCGGCAUGCUCCACACGGCCUCGCUCCUCAUGGACGACGUCGAGGACGACUCGCACCUGCGACGAGGCAUGCCCGUCGCGCACAAGAUCUACGGCAUCCCGCAGACGAUCAACUCGGCCAACUACGUCUACUUCCUCGCGUUCCAAGCCCUGCAGCGGAUACGCCCGCGCCAGGGCGUCAAGGUCGAGGAGAUGGUCACCGACGAGCUCCUCAACCUCCACCGCGGCCAGGGCAUGGACCUCUUCUGGCGCGAGAACCUCAUCUGUCCGACCGAGCCCGAAUACAUCGACAUGGUCAACAACAAAACCGGCGGCCUGUUCCGCAUCGCCAUCAAGCUCAUGAUGGCCGCCUCGCCCGAAUCUCCACCCAGAGACUACGUCCCGCUCGCCAACCUUAUCGGCAUCAUCUUCCAGAUCCGCGACGACUACGUCAACCUGCAGAGCGCCGAGUACACGGCCAACAAGGGUUACUGCGAGGACCUGUCCGAAGGCAAGUUCUCGUUCCCGAUCGUGCACGCCAUCCGCGCCGACACGACCAACCGCCAGCUGCUCAACAUCCUGCGCGAGCGCCCCUCGUCGCCCGGCCCGAAAACCUACGCCGUCACCUACAUGGAGACGCGCACGGGCUCGUUUGCGUACACGCGCGACGUCCUGCGACGCCUCAUGGUGCAGGCGCGCGCCGAGGUGGCGCGCCUCGGCGGCAACGCGGGCGUCGAGCAGAUCCUCGACAAGCUCGAGCUGGGCGAGUUCCGCAACGAGCAGCACGAGCAGGACGAGCGCGAGACGAUGGAGCGCGUCCUCGAGCGCGUCGUGCGCAGCAGGCCCGUCAGCGAGGUCAACGGCGUCGGCGCGCUCGGCCUCGGCGGCCUCGGCGGCGGCGCGUCGACGUACGGGCUCGGACAGGGGCGCGGCGAGCGCCUGCGCGAGCACUCGGGCGCGUCGACGCCCGCCGGCAGCAUCAGCAGCAGGAGGUCGUCGCGCCCGGCGUCGGUCGUCCAGCCGCCGCAACCGCAACCGCGCCCGCAGCAGCAGCAGGGGCAGCAGGAGGAGGACGACGAGCCGACGGCGAGGCACAUCUUCGAGUCGAUGGCGCCGCCGUCCUGA